Messenger RNA from Trichechus manatus latirostris (Florida manatee), 3817 nucleotides. RefSeq names its product Scm like with four mbt domains 1 (gene SFMBT1). Gene Ontology annotation, molecular function: chromatin binding; histone binding; transcription corepressor activity. Bases 692 to 3292 code for a protein of 866 amino acids. The transcript has 21 exons. Lineage: Eukaryota; Metazoa; Chordata; Mammalia; Sirenia; Trichechidae. Gene Ontology annotation, cellular component: nucleus. Gene Ontology annotation, biological process: negative regulation of DNA-templated transcription. The record is from RefSeq and is a predicted model, not a curated record.
GGGUCGGAUCUAAUUUAGAUGGUGUGAGUGGCUAAGAUUUGUCUGUUACAAUACUCGAAAACUUUGACUUUAUCAGAUUUAAUUUAUUACUUUUUAGCUCCCUAGUCAGACAUGUAGCAGGGGGUUAAAAACCAUAAAAACAACUCCAACAAAAAAUUCAAUGAAACAAUUGAAGAUUUACUCCUAAUAAUCAAGUUAUAUUGACAUCUGACAGAUGGAAGCACAGCAUUUAGUUUAGGUAGUCUGCCAGUUAGGAAGUGUACAAAGUCAGGGAGUGAUGACUGACCGCUUCAUUGUGGAGAGUGAAAGGCCAACAGAAAUCUGCACUUGUUGGGGAACAGAAAAUAGAGUGACUCUGCCACUGAUCUUUACUGUCAAGAACAGAGUUAACUUUGCAGAUUGGCUGAACACAGAGCAUCUGAUUUACUGAAUUCUUUGCAUUUACCAUAUUUAACAGCGUACCUGACGUUAUUGCUGAACUUGGCAUUUGUUGGAUUGCUAUCGAGUUGAGGAAUAGGAAUGCAAAGUCAAAUAUUCCAUGGGAAUUUUCCUGUUACCUGCCUGCACUUUCAUUUGGACCCUUGAAUGACCGUUGAACAGACGCUUGAGACCUGCAAGUAAUCAUCAGAUCCUAGCAGAACCAUAAGGCCUUUCCUUUGUUUGGGGAGGAGAUAGCCCGUAUGCUGUGGAAAUGAACGGGGAGCAGCAGCUUGAUGCAGAUACUGGAUCUGGUGUGGAAGAAGUGGAAUUAAGCUGGGAAGAUUACCUAGAAGACACAGGAUCCACAGCAGUUCCCUAUGGGUCUUUUAAACAUGUGGACACACGUCUGCAGAAUGGAUUUGCUCCUGGGAUGAAACUGGAGGUGGCUGUGAAGGCAGAUCCUGAAACCUACUGGGUUGCCACUGUCAUUACCACCUGCGAGCAGUUGCUCCUCCUCCGCUAUGAUGGCUAUGGGGAGGACCGGAAAGCAGACUUCUGGUGUGACAUCAGGAAGACAGACCUCUACCCCAUUGGGUGGUGUGAGCAGAAUAAGAAGACCCUCGAAGCCCCGGAAGGCAUCAGAGAUAAAGUGUCUGACUGGGCUGCGUUUCUGCGGCAGACCCUCACGGGAGCAUGCAGUCCCCCUGUCCCGCUGCUAGAGGGCCUUCGUAACGGGAGGAAUCCUUUAGAUCUCAUUGCUCCAGGUUCCCGGCUAGAAUGUCAAGCUUUCCAGGACUCUUUAAGCACUUGGAUUGUUACUGUAGUAGAAAACAUUGGGGGAAGACUGAAGCUGCGGUACGAAGGACUUCAAAGCUCUGACAAUUUUGAACACUGGUUGUAUUACUUGGAUCCGUUUCUUCAUCACAUUGGUUGGGCCACUCAACAGGGAUAUGAGCUUCAGCCCCCAUUAGCCAUCAGACAUCUGAAAAAGGAAGCCGAGUGGCAAGAGAUCGUGGCCAAAGUGAGAGAGGAAGAGGAAGAGCCAUUACCGUCUUACUUAUUUAAGGACAAACAAGUGAUUGGCACUCAUGCUUUCUCUGUAAACAUGAAAUUAGAAGCUGUGGACCCCUGGGCUCCUUUUGGGAUCUCUCCUGCGACUGUUAUUAAGGUUUUUGAUGAGAAGUACUUCCUGGUGGAAAUGGAUGAUUUGCGACCAGAGACUCACGCCCGGCGGUCUUUUGUGUGCCACGGCGACAGUCCUGGUAUUUUCCCCGUGCAGUGGAGUCUGAAGAAUGGUUUACACAUCAGCCCCCCUCCUGGCUACCCGAGCCAGGACUUUGACUGGGCCGACUACCUCAAACAGUGUGGUGCUGAAGCUGCUCCCCAGAGGUGCUUCCCUUCGUCAGUUCCUGAGCAUGAAUUUAAGGAGAACAUGAAGCUUGAGGCAGUGAACCCUCUUCUGCCCGAAGAAGUGUGCAUUGCCACCAUCACCGCAGUGAGAGGCGCCUACCUGUGGCUCCAGCUGGAAGGUUCUAAGAAGCCCAUACCUGAGUGUAUUGUGAGUGUGGAGUCCAUGGAUAUAUUUCCUUUGGGCUGGUGUGAAACCAACGGCCACCCCCUCAGCGCUCCCCGCCGAGCACGAGUAUAUAAACAGAGGAAAAUUGCAGUGGUUCCACCAGAAAAACAAAUCCCAUCCUCGAGGGCUGUCCAUGAGGGCCUGAAGAAUCAGGAGCUGAACUCCGCAGACUCAGUUAUGAUUAACGGAAAAUAUUGCUGUCCAAAGAUAUACUUCAACCACCGUUGCUUCUCAGGGCCAUAUCUUAACAAAGGAAGAAUCGCUGAGCUGCCUCAAUGUGUGGGACCUGGGAACUGUGUUCUGGUCCUCAGAGAGGUCCUCACUUUACUUAUCAAUGCAGCCUACAAACCCAGUCGCGUCCUUCGGGAGCUGCAGCUGGACAAGGACUCUGUGUGGCAUGGAUGUGGGGAAGUCCUAAAAGCCAAAUACAAAGGAAAGAGUUAUCGGGCUACCGUUGAGAUAGUGAAAACAGCCGAUCGGGUGACUGAAUUCUGCCGGCAAACCUGUAUCAAACUGGAAUGCUGUCCUAACCUCUUCGGGCCGCGGAUGGUUCUAGAUAAAUGUUCUGAGAACUGCUCUGUACUCACAAAGACCAAAUACACACACUAUUACGGAAAGAAGAAAAAUAAAAGAAUCGGGAGGCCGCCUGGUGGGCAUAGUAAUUUAGCGUGUGUCCUGAAGAAAGCCAGUAAGAGGAGAAAGAGACGGAAGAAUGUUUUUGUUCAUAAGAAGAAACACUCGUCAACAUCUGUUGAUAAUACCCCAGCGGGCUCUCCCCAGGGAAGUGGGGGUGAAGAUGAGGAUGACCCAGAUGAAGGGGAUGAUGAUUCCCUCAGUGAGGGCAGUAUAUCUGAGCAGCAGGACGAGCUACAGGAAGAGUCCGAAAUGUCAGAGAAGAAGUCAUGCUCCUCCUCUCCCACUCAGAGUGAGAUAUCCACGUCGCUGCCUCCAGACAGCGACAGGAGGAAAAGGGAGCUGCGCACUUUUUCCUUCUCUGAUGAUGAGAAUAAACCUCCUUCGCCAAAGGAAAUAAGAAUUGAAGUUGCUGAAAGGCUUCAGCUGGACAGUAACCCCCUGAAGUGGAGCGUGGCGGAUGUCGUGCGGUUCAUCAGAUCCACUGACUGUGCUCCACUAGCAAGAAUAUUCCUAGACCAGGAGAUUGAUGGGCAGGCCCUGUUGCUUCUUACCCUUCCCACUGUUCAGGAGUGCAUGGAGUUAAAAUUGGGCCCCGCCAUUAAACUUUGCCAUCACAUAGAGAGGAUCAAGUUUGCUUUUUAUGAGCAGUUUGCCAACUGAGAAGGACAACCAAAGUGAACUGGAUCUUUGAAGCACAAAUGCAGCGAAUCCUUCACCCCGCUCUAGAAGUGGAGCUGAAAUGGUCCUGGGCUCUGGGCCCUGCAGGUGUCGCUUGCUCUCUUUGCACUUUCAGGGAAGGAGGACCCACACUGAGGAAGCAAAAACUGUGCACAGAAGUGGCUCUUCUGCCAGCGGAGAUGUGGGCAUCUAUCGUUCAGCAGAUUGCAGUUUUGAAAAAAUAAAGCCUAUGAGGAAAAGACUCAUAUAAGAAGAAUAAGCAUUUCCAGUGGUGUGGGCUGAAAACGAAGAAGACUCUAGGCUGGAAAGCACCCUUCUGGUUGUUUUCUUUUCAUCCUGUUCCUUCCCAUUGUAGAUUGAACUUUGUUCUCUGCUUUCUCUUGCUUGGAAAGAGAGGACGUAGCUUUAAGACAGCACUGAUCUGGGACUGUGCCUGAGGCACAUCAGUGCUUCGUUGUCAUUGUGUUUUUAAGCUUUUUAAAUUAAAACAGUUCAUUUUGGGGAUGA